AUGGAGUUAGCGUACGAUAUACCUUCAUCAUGCUCAAGAGUCGUGACCAAUAGGUGCGACCUCAAGGUUGCCGAUCAUGUAUUGGAGAAGCUAAAUGAUAAGGAGGGAGAUGAAGAUUUGAUAUACAAAUUGGGGCUUCUCACGGUCCUGGAGCAUGUGGUUUUGUCUAACGAGUGCCGGACUCUUGUGGAUAAAAAAUGGUUUCAUCUCGUUGAAAAUUUGGAGGAGUUCAAUGGCUAUCCUUGGGGGAACUUGUCAUACGAGUACACCGUAAAGUUGUUCAAGCGGAAAAGGUUUGAUAAUAUAAAAAAUACAGAGAUGAAGUAUUCUUUGCAUGGAUUUCCCCUAGCUAUCAUGGUUUGGGCAUUUGAGGCACUGCCUGAGCUUGGAAGAAAAUUUGCUGAAACUUGUGGUGGCGGUGGCAGACUUCCGAGAAUUUUGUCUUGGAAAAUGACAAAACAGUGGCGAAGCGAGCAACUUAGUACGUUUUUCAACACGUCGGAGGUUGAAGUUCGACGAACAUUACAACCUUCAAGGGAUGAAGUUCAAACUUCAUACUUGAAGGAAUUCCGUAUUGUCCCUGAAGAUGAGGAAGAAGAAGAAGAAGAAGAAAAUGAGGAUGAGGAUGACGAGGAAGAGGGGGAAGAGGAAGAAGAAAAAAAUGAUGCAUCUGAGUUUGAUCCACCACAACCGCAAGUUUUUGGUGCUGAAAAGAUUUCAGCUAUAGUCAGGGAAGUUGUGAAGGAUGAGAUGAGAUUAUUUUCUGAGCGAAUGGAUAUGAAGAUGGACAAGUUUUUUGAGCGAAUAAAAGAUUUAGUUUUUCAAUCAAAAGAUAGUCCAUCUACCCGUGCUACUUAUGACGGGACAAAUGUUGAUACAGAGACCGCUGGAACAGUAGAUGGUGUUGAAGACACGAUCAAUUCACCAUCUCCCAUGCCCGAGAAAGAAAAGGUGGGAGUUCAUGAUGACGUGGGCUUGGAGAUGAGGGCAAAAGAUAAAGUUGUCUUGGUCGAAGACAAAUUUUCUGAGGAGGCUGUCUCACCAAAGAAGAAUGAACAUGGAUUCGAUACCGGUAUUGUGACCGACCCGUCAUCAAAGAUAUUCCAAAAACUACCUAUGGAGAUCGAGGAAAUCGAUGAAGAUGAUGCACCUGAGUCUCUUAAGGGAAGAGGCCACCGAAAGAAAAGAAAGGCCGCCGUCCUACUUACUCCGUGGAGGAAUCCCGAAAAAAGACAAAAAAUUCCAAAUGUCACAGAGUACGACCCUCAUGACAACGCGUCAAAAGUUGAAAGCUUUGAUAGGACAAAUUUUCCAAAGGCAUUAGUUAAGUACGCCGAAGGGAAAGUACCCCCUCAUGCAAAGGCGUGGACUAGUUGUACCAAAUUGUUUGUUGCCUUUUGCACUGAGAAUAAUGAACAUUGGGUAGCACUCGAUAUUGAUCUCUUCAAAAGAUGCAUUGACGCAUAUGAUAGUUUACCGAGUGUCAUGCGGAAGCGACAAUUUGAAACGGAAUUGGAGCCCAUUCGAGUUGUCGUACCUAUGCUAAUGAGGAUGUUGAAUGCUACCUAUAGUUCAGAAAAAUUUGAUUUGAAACGAUUACCAUGUCCUAGCCAAGCAAAUGGGUUUGACUGUGGGAUGUUUACAAUCAAAUUCAUCGAGUAUUUGCAUGCUGGGAAGGAUGUUAAAGGCGUAGAGCAAAAAAUGAUUCUCUCUUGGCAUAUCAAACUAGCAGCUGAAAUUUUUGCACAACAUUUUGAUCCUUAG
Messenger RNA from Striga asiatica, 1764 nucleotides. The record is from the annotation of a GenBank genome assembly. Lineage: Eukaryota; Viridiplantae; Streptophyta; Magnoliopsida; Lamiales; Orobanchaceae.